AAUUUCCAUUCCAUCUCUGCUGCUUCUUUUACUCACCCAGCCUUCCAAAUGGCGUCUCUUGCUAAACUCUUGUUCGUCACCCUUUUGGCGUCGUCGCUGUUAGCAUCCCCCGGCAGCGCCCAACUCUCACCCACCUUCUACUCAACUUCCUGCCCCAACCUCCUCACCAUAGUCCGCAAUGCAAUGACUCAAGCCGUCAACAACGAAGCCCGCAUGGCCGCUUCCAUCCUCCGCCUCUUCUUCCACGACUGCUUCGUCAACGAGCGCAUGCAGGGCUGCGACGCUUCGAUACUGCUCGACGACACCGCCACCUUCACCGGUGAGAAGAACGCGGGACCCAACCGCAACUCCGCCCGAGGUUACGAGGUCAUCGACGCCAUCAAGACCAGGGUCGAGGCCGCCUGCAACGCCACCGUUUCUUGCGCUGACAUCCUCGCUCUCGCCGCCAGAGAUGGAGUCGUCUUGGUGGGCGGGCAAUCGUGGACGGUGCCACUGGGCCGGCGGGACGCCCGGACGGCGAGCCAGAGCGCGGCGAACGCCCAGAUACCGGCGCCGACGUCCAGCCUGGCCACGCUGGUGACCAUGUUCUCCAACAAAGGUUUGAACGCGCGCGACCUGACCGCUCUCUCCGGGGCCCACACCAUCGGGCAGGCGAGGUGCGUCACCUUCCGCGGCCGCAUCUACAACGACACCAACAUCGACCCCGCCUUCGCCACCACCCGGAGGGCCAACUGCCCGGCCACCGGCGGCGACGCCAACCUCGCCCCCAUGGACACCACCCCGGCCCGCUUCGACAACGACUACUACAGGGGCCUGGUGGCCCGCCGCGGCCUCUUCCACUCCGACCAGGAGCUCUUCAACGGCGGAUCCCAGGACGCCGCCGUCAGGGGCUACAGCAACAACGCCGCUUCUUUCCUCGGGGAUUUCGCGGCGGCUAUGGUCAGGAUGGGGAACAUCAGCCCGCUGACCGGGACUAAUGGAGAGGUCAGGAGGAACUGCAGGAGGAUUAAUUAACUAAUAAUUAAUCCAAGACGCAUGAUUUAAGGAUUAAAAUCCACUACUUCAUGGAGGGAAACUUGGUUGUUAGUAAUAAUAUCCUACGUGUUUUAUGAGUGAAGGGGUGGUAAUUAGUAGUUUCUGUUUUUCAAUAAUUUGAGAUCUAGUUGGAAUUUUGGAGAUCUCUACGCUGAGUAAGAAGAAGUGGAGGUUCUCGUGAUUUUUAAGACCAUAUGUGAACACAUGCAUAAUUACGAUGAGCGUGUAUCUGUACCCACCAAAUUUCAGUUAUAUGAAAUGUAAUAUUAUUCGAGCACA
Messenger RNA from Linum tenue, 1314 nucleotides. The record is from the annotation of a GenBank genome assembly. Lineage: Eukaryota; Viridiplantae; Streptophyta; Magnoliopsida; Malpighiales; Linaceae.